UGAAGUGUUUUGUUUACUUUGUUCCUGUCUGUUCCUUAUUUUACAAAAUAAGGAAAACAUUUUGUUUUUGAAUUUUAUUUUAUUGUAUAAAAGCCAGUUUCUUUCUUUAGUUUUUGUUCAAUACAAAAUAAAUUAUGAAAACUCCUACUACACAUCAAAACGAAGAUUCGCCGAAGACAACACAAAAAUCUACCAAAAAAACUAAAUCUAGAGCUAAGUCCACAAAAGAAUCACAAAUCGCUGGAACUACUAUCAAGAAUGCCAUACCGACAACGAGUGGACCUGUAACAACACAACAGCAACAGGGAAAUAGUAUUAAUCAAUUGAAUUUGAUUGCAACAACUCCCACUUCAUCAUUGACCGGUGGGGGCGGAGUAGGGGUAAAUAUGUUUGAGACUACCUCCAUAGCUCAAAUUGGAGGCAGUGGUCUAAGUGGUAGUGGUGGUGGUGGUGGUGUUGGUACAAAUAGUAAUGAAAUUAAUACAACUUCAAGAAACAAUCAUAAAAGUUAUGCCGGGUUGGAGCCUCGCUCUAUAAAAAUCAUAUGGGAACAACAUGAUCAAAGUGAUGUGGAACUUUCGACCGAAGUGUGUUCCCGAGUUGCGGAAGAUGCUUCAUAUAAAUUGUGGGAGUUGAUGAACAAUAUAAAAACUUACGCCCGUCACUCGGGAGGCAUGAUUACAUAUGACUUAGUAAAUGAAGUGCUUAAGGACUCAGAUGUGCCGCCUUGUUUGGGAGCCAUGGAUAGUGAUUAUGAUCGCAUUGAUUAUGAUGGCAGUUAUUUUUUCCAUUCCGAUAAAAUUCUUGAAUUGCGCGACGAAUACCAGAAGGAUGUCCCGUUUAAUAUGGAUCUUGGGCCAGAUUUUAAGUGUUCUUGGCCGGUUGACGAAAGACAUAUGGCAACCGUAAAGAAAUAUGUGCCCAGUCUCAUAAAUGUGGUUGUAAAUGGCAACUCGGAUGAGUUGGAUACAGCACUUUCUGAGGCAGCCUUCAGUCCCUUAAUGGGUUCCUGUUAUCGCUUGUUACUCAUCAAGAUAAUACAAAUAAUUGCAUUUAAACAAAAUAAUCAGAUAAGUUCACGUUGUUGGAGUCUGCUCAGGGCUUUGUCAUCGAACCCUCGCACCAGGGAUGUCGAGUGUCGAGAAGAGUAUUUUCAUUUAGCUGAGAUUUUAGUUUGCCAACUGUUGGCACCAUUUGAGUCAAUAAAAGUUCAAAACAAUUCAUUGAAAGAUGAAGAGGUCGCGGAUCAGCAUACAAUAAAAUUGGAAAUGGGCUCUGCGGUAGCAUUUAGUGGUACAAACAACGAACUUUCCUCAAUGGUCGAUCAAGCUAUGGAAAUUUCAACAGCAGAACAAGAUAACAGCGAAAAAUUGUUUAAACUCGAACCUGAUAGUGAUGAAGAAGUAAUAAAUGUAUAUGAUGGUUGCACGGCAAAUUUCCAGUCGUCACAGUAUUUUGCCACUCCAGUGGAAUUGGAAUUUGUAAAUGAAUUAUGUGAAACGUUGGGAAUGUUGGGCGCAAUCAACGGAUACUUUCAAAGUGAAUGUUUACAUAAUAUAAUAAGAAGACUUACUAGGUUCUUUAACGGCCGUACUAUACAGAAAGAAAGAGACUACAAUUACAUUAGUCGCUCUGCCCGCGGACUCAUUGCAUUGGGAGAAUAUGCAUUUAGGGAAUUCAUACCUUUUGUUUACAAACUCAAUUUGGAGGAUAUUCCUGACUCGAUUUGUGUCGAUUUUAAUGUGUGCGGAAUAUUUCUUCAUGGAGCCGAUGACAUUUUUCUCUACGAAUGGUUGCAGGACGUUUGUGGAGGUGACAAAUUACAACCUUUUCUAACACAUUAUGCGCAAUUUUAUGAAAAAUUCCUUAAAUAUCGCUACACGAAAUGUAAACAGUCAACGUUUAAAUUAAAUCCCAAAGUAGGUGUUCGUCGUUUGGAAUGGAAUGCUUUAGCGGCUGCAAUGUGCCAUGGGGACGAUCCCAAUAGGGCAUUGAAGCCAAAGCCUACAUUUAACGAAUAUUUCCCAGAAUUAAAGCGUAUAAAUAUGAAAUUGAAUCGGGCUGGAAAUAUACGUUUUAAAUUUGCUGGCUGUCGACCAGUUAUAUUAAAGUCAAAGCAACAAUUGGAAGGUAAUUCGCAUGCAUCGGGCAAGGGAUUUUCUGCAAAUGAUAUAUUGAUAGCUAAACGUAAAUUGUUUAAACCUUUGACGAAUGAAAAAUCAUUAUUACCAUUAUCUACUUACUAUUAUUUAAGGUUAUAAUUUUUUUAACAAAACAUUUAAAUAAAUUCAGGAAAAGAUUAUAGGAUUAA
Stomoxys calcitrans (stable fly) is the source of this 2311-nucleotide messenger RNA. RefSeq lists its product as uncharacterized. The coding region runs from base 135 to 2261 and encodes 708 amino acids. The record is from RefSeq and is a predicted model, not a curated record. Lineage: Eukaryota; Metazoa; Arthropoda; Insecta; Diptera; Muscidae. Gene Ontology annotation, cellular component: SAGA complex; transcription factor TFIID complex; SLIK (SAGA-like) complex. The transcript is spliced from 6 exons. Gene Ontology annotation, biological process: RNA polymerase II preinitiation complex assembly; transcription initiation at RNA polymerase II promoter. Gene Ontology annotation, molecular function: transcription coactivator activity; RNA polymerase II general transcription initiation factor activity.